This is a messenger RNA of Nymphalis io (European peacock), 779 nucleotides long. Its product is annotated as cuticle protein 2-like. The record is from RefSeq and is a predicted model, not a curated record. The transcript has 4 exons. The coding region runs from base 61 to 753 and encodes 230 amino acids. NCBI's taxonomy places the organism in Eukaryota, Metazoa, Arthropoda, Insecta, Lepidoptera, Nymphalidae. Gene Ontology annotation, molecular function: structural constituent of chitin-based larval cuticle. Gene Ontology annotation, cellular component: chitin-based extracellular matrix.
AGUUCAGGUCAGUGUGCAAAUGUCAGCGGAAUUCCGGUAAUUAUCACAUCAUUCACGGCUAUGGUGGCUGCGGCAUCAGCUGGCCAUAUCUUCAACCAACCACAGGCCGAGCAUUACGCAAAUGCUGCUGAUAUCUACCAAUCAGCUGUAGAAUACCAACAGCCGGCUAUACAAGCCGGACAUUCAUUAUCCGCGCACGAUUUGGCCUACCAGAGACCAUCAGCUGAGAAAACGGCUAAGAUUUUGGCCUAUCAUUCGGAAAAUAAUGGUCAUAACUACCAUUACGCCUAUGAAACUGAGAACGGUAUCAAAGCUCAAGAAUCAGGUCAGGUCAGCAAAGGCACUCAAGCUGAAGGUGCUUACUCCUAUACCGGAGACGAUGGUCAAGUAUACACAGUGAAGUAUACCGCUGAUGAAAAUGGCUUCCGGGCUUAUGGUGCCCAUCUACCUACCUCGCCACCAAUCCCUGAAGCAAUCUUAAAAUCUUUGGAAGAAAAUUCGAAGGCCGAAGCCAAUGGCAUUUAUGAUGAUGGUCACUACCAUGAACAGCAUCAAACCGAAAGCUACCAUGAUGGUGGAGUUCAAAGUUACCAUGAUGGUGGCGUUCAAAGUUACCAUGAUGGUGGCGUUCAAAGUUACCAUGAUGGUGGCGUUCAAAGCUACCAUGAUGGUGGGGCUCAGUACCAUGAACAACAACUCCAAAACUACAACAAUGCUGCUCAUGCCGCAACUGACUCCAGCUAUCACCAUUAAUUAAUUGACUGUUGAUUUAUACCGUU